Molecule: messenger RNA, 1578 nt
Organism: Oryza brachyantha (malo sina)
Lineage: Eukaryota; Viridiplantae; Streptophyta; Magnoliopsida; Poales; Poaceae
Product: G-type lectin S-receptor-like serine/threonine-protein kinase At2g19130
Exons: 1
Coding region: 1-1578 (525 amino acids)
Biological process (GO): protein phosphorylation; recognition of pollen
Molecular function (GO): protein kinase activity; ATP binding
Source: RefSeq, a predicted model, not a curated record
AUGGAGAUUUCAGGCCAGGUCAAGACAGUGCAAUGGAUGGAGGGAAGGAAAGACUGGGUGCCCUUCUUGGCAAUGCCAAAAGCACAAUGCACCGUGUACUUUGUUUGUGGUUCUUUCGCCAUGUGCACUGAGGAUGAUGUCACCUUCUGCAGUUGUCUUAGGGGCUUCAGCAAGCAGUACAAUGGCGAGUGGAGGUAUGGUAAUCCCAGUGGAGGCUGCACGAGAAAUGCCAAACUACAGUGUGAUGGCAAUAGCUCUAGGCAGGCAAAAGCUGAUGGAUUCUAUGCACUAGCUGUUGCCAAGUUGCCUGACAAAGCCUGGGUUUUGGCAACUGUUAGUGCAGAUAAAUGUGAGAAGGCUUGUCUGAAUAAUUGCUCUUGUACCGCUUAUUCCUACUCUGGUAGUUGUUCUUUGUGGUAUGGAGAUCUAAUCAAUAUAGUGGCUCCGGAUGGUUCAACUGGGCAAAGCAUCUAUAUCCGGCUCGCUGCCUCAGAGUUCUCUAGCUCAGCAAAAACUCAGGCAGCUAUGAUUUGGGCUUCAACCGUCGGAGCUAUCCUUCUCACCCUCAUUGUGAUUAUCGGCAUACUCGUGAUUCUCAAGAGGAGGAGCUUCAGUGAAGUGAACAAAGUGGAGGGUUCGUUGGUCGUAUUCAGAUACAGGUUUCUGCAGAAUGCGACCAAAAACUUCUCUGAGAUGUUGGGCAAAGGAUCUUUUGGUUCUGUAUGUAAGGGAAUUUUACCUGAUGGGACACUUGUUGCUGUAAAGAAGCUUGAUGGUGUUUUUCAGGGAGACAAGCAGUUUCGAGCUGAGGUUAGCACAAUUGGCACUAUUCAGCAUGUGAAUUUAAUCCGGUUGCUGGGAUUUUGCUCAGAGCGAUCAAUGAAGAUGCUAGUGUAUGAGUUCAUGCCAAACAGGUCGUUGGACCGUUGCCUCUUUGGAAGCACUCCGAUGACUUUGAGCUGGAAGACUAGAUAUCAGAUUGCUCUUGGAAUUGCCAAGGGAUUAGCUUACCUUCAUGAGAAAUGCAGGAGUCUCAUCAUACACUGUGAUAUAAAGCCAGAGAAUGUACUCCUGGAUGACGCCUUCAUGCCAAAGAUCGCGGAUUUUGGGCUUGCUAAGCUCGUUGGAAGGGAUUUUAGCAGAGUUCUGACGACCAUGAGAGGCACCAUAGGUUAUCUUGCUCCUGAAUGGAUAAGCGGUGUGGCUAUCACUGUAAAGGCAGAUGUUUUCAGCUAUGGGAUGAUGCUUUUUGAGAUCAUAUCAGGAAAUCGAAAUACAGAUUGGCAUCAGCAAGGUACAGACACGUUCUUCCCUGUUCUAGUGGCGAUGAGACUGCAUGAAGGAAAGAUCCAGGACUUGCUAGGUCCAGACCUAACUCCAGAUGCUAACUUAGAAGAGGUGGAGAGGGCUUGCAAGGUGGCUUGUUGGUGCGUCCAAGAUAACGAGAACAUAAGGCCAACGAUGGGAGAGAUUGUCCAGAUCCUUGAAGGAUUAGUAGAUGUCGCCUUUCCUCCUAUCCCGUGGUAUCUUCAUGUUCUAGCCCAGAGCUCCAAUUUCUCCACCGAGGCGUCACAUUAG